This is a messenger RNA of Mus musculus (house mouse), 1791 nucleotides long. It is a transcript of the gene Hemk2, whose product is annotated as N-6 adenine-specific DNA methyltransferase 1 (putative). The transcript has 6 exons. Gene Ontology annotation, molecular function: histone methyltransferase activity; protein methyltransferase activity; methyltransferase activity. The record is from RefSeq and is marked validated. Bases 69 to 713 code for a protein of 214 amino acids. Gene Ontology annotation, cellular component: histone methyltransferase complex; protein-containing complex; nucleus. Gene Ontology annotation, biological process: toxin metabolic process; transcription initiation-coupled chromatin remodeling; negative regulation of gene expression, epigenetic. NCBI's taxonomy places the organism in Eukaryota, Metazoa, Chordata, Mammalia, Rodentia, Muridae.
AAGCGCAUGCGCAGCAAGCCUGACGCGUGCGUACUCAACGCCCGCCCAUAGGAAGCGGAAGGGAAAAGAUGGCGGCGCCGAGUGUCCCCACGCCGUUGUACGGGCACGUGGGUCGCGGAGCCUUCCGCGACGUGUACGAGCCAGCGGAGGACACGUUCCUGUUACUGGACGCGCUCGAGGCGGCGGCGGCCGAGCUAGCAGGAGUGGAAAUAUGCCUUGAAGUAGGAGCAGGAUCUGGUGUGGUGUCUGCAUUCCUGGCCUCCAUGAUAGGUCCUCGGGCCUUAUACAUGUGCACUGAUAUCAACCCUGAGGCAGCCGCAUGUACCUUGGAAACAGCACGCUGUAACAGAGUCCAUGUUCAGCCAGUGAUCACAGAUUUGGUGCACGGCUUGCUGCCCAGACUGAAGGGGAAAGUAGACCUGCUGGUGUUUAACCCCCCCUAUGUAGUGACUCCGCCUGAAGAGGUAGGAAGUCGUGGAAUAGAAGCAGCCUGGGCUGGCGGCAGAAACGGCCGGGAAGUCAUGGACAGGUUCUUCCCACUGGCUCCAGAACUCCUCUCCCCAAGAGGGCUGUUCUACUUAGUUACCGUAAAAGAAAACAAUCCCGAGGAAAUCUUUAAAACAAUGAAGACAAGAGGUCUGCAAGGGACCACAGCACUUUGCAGGCAAGCAGGCCAAGAAGCCCUGUCAGUCCUCAGGUUCAGCAAGUCCUAGUGUCCUGAAAGCCACAGAAGUAAACAAGAGCUGCCGGCAGCUGAACAAUCGCUCAGUAGGUUUCAGACUGAUGCCAUUGCCUGGCCAAGAAAUUUUAUUAGAAAUCUGUCAUUUAAAAAAAAAAAAAAAAGUGGAGCCAGGUGGUGGUGGCACACACCUCUAAUUCCAGCACUCUGGAGACAGAGGCGGAGAAUCCCUGAAUUCAAGGCCAGCCGAAAUGCAGAGUGAGUUCCAGGACAGUCAGGGCUGCACAGAGAAACCCUGUCUCAAAAACCUAAAACCAACCAAACCAAAGUGAAAAGAAAAGGCAAGAAACCCGUGAGGGCUGAAUGGAUAGAUGGCUCAGAGGCUGAGACACUGACCGCUAGUACAAAGGAUUGGGGCUCAGUUCUCAGCACCCACAUGGUAGGGUAGUUCACAAGGGAUCCUGCCCUAUUCUGACCUGUACCUUUGGAGGUCAGAAUGACAUGCAUACAUACUGCAGGCAAAAUAUCCAUACACAAAAACAAAAUAAACCUAACAAGAAGAAAAGAAAAAGAUAGAAAGCUGGGUCAUUUUGUUUUCAGAGAAUCAACAUAUGAGUUUUUCUGUGCAAGUGCAAGUAAAUAUGUAUUAUAUGUAUACCAUAUUUUAUAUAUUUAUAUAUGAAGGCACGUUUGAUUUAGCCUUAGCUAUAAUAUAGCAAAGCAAUUUAAUUACCCUAAAUGUCCACCAGAAAGGACACUGGUUAAAAUCUCAGCCUAGGGCUGGAGAGAUGGCUCAAUGGUUAAGAGCACUGACUGCUCUUCCAGAGGUCCUGAGUUCAAUUCCCAGCAACCACAUGGUGGCUCACAGCUAUCUGUAAUGAGAGCCAAUGCCCUCUUUUGGUGUGUCUGAAGACAGCUACAGUGUGCUCAUAUACAAUAAAUAAACCUUUAAAGAAUAAAUAAAGUAAAAUAAAAUCUCAUUGAAUCCAUUCCACUGAACAUGUAGCCAUGAAACAAGGCACUGUGUAGAUCCUGCACCCGAGGCUUUUUGGUGACCAGGACAACUGAGUGCUAAGAGGCUGGAGCUGAAUUUCAUCCCAUACACGCUAUUU